AUGACAAGCAGCAGCAAAACCAGCGUCGUAAUCGUGGGGGCCGGCCCCGUAGGGCUGAUUUUGGCUCUGCGACUCGCCCAGGCGAAGGUCGACGUCACCGUCGUCGAGGCUCAAAACAAAAUAGACGACGCACCGAAAGCCAUAGCUCAACUCCCGGCCAUUCUUUCGGAAUUCAAAAAAGCGGGGAUCCUUGAAGACCUGGUUGCGGCGGCAGGUACACUGGCAAACACGACUUUCGUCUUUCGGAGGACAUCCGACUCCUCCAUCAUCUUCGAACCACCGCAUGACCCCAACCGGCCCGGAGUUUUGCUACUACCGCAGGGAGAGCUCUGUAGGAUUGCUUGUGAGCAUUUGAAGAGGCUUGAAAAUGCCACCGUGCUCAUGGGUCAUGCUUUGCUGUCCUUCGACGAUUCUGCGAACGGCGUCACAGCUAGAGUCUCUACCCCUGACGGCCCCGAGAAAACCAUCACGGCUUCGUUUCUCGUGGGCGCAGACGGAGGUAGAAGCACGGUGCGGAAAUUGGCGGGGAUUGGGUUCGAGGGAGAGACGUUGCCAUGCCAGCUUGUAGCGUCGGACGUCUACUAUGACUUUGCCAGGCAUGGAGGUUUCAAGCAUGCCAACUUCAUGGUGGACAAGGAGAACUAUGGCCUGAUCAGCCAAAUCACGAAUGUCGGAUUGUGGCGCGUAUCCUUCAGCGUUCCUCUGGGGUCCGACAUGAAAGACAUCGAGGCGAUUGCUCCCGAGAGAUAUGAGGCCAUGUUUCCCGGACCGCGGCCGUUGGAGUACACAAUUGAUCGGCUGGCUCCUUACAAGGCGCAACAGCUCUGCGCCACAACCUUCCGCACAGGCAGGGUUCUCUUGGCUGGUGAUGCGGCACACUGCAAGUCCCCCCGCCCCGCCAAGUCCAACGGAUAG
This is a messenger RNA of Lasiodiplodia theobromae, 915 nucleotides long. RefSeq names its product Para-nitrophenol 4-monooxygenase. The coding region runs from base 1 to 915 and encodes 304 amino acids. Lineage: Eukaryota; Fungi; Ascomycota; Dothideomycetes; Botryosphaeriales; Botryosphaeriaceae. The transcript has a single exon. The record is from RefSeq and is a predicted model, not a curated record. Gene Ontology annotation, molecular function: FAD binding.